UGAGGAAGGAAAAGUUUGUUGCAGCGUCUUAUGUUAUCGAUUGUCUGUUGCAGAAAGGAAAAGUAAGGGAUGAAAAUAUGGAAAUUUUACUGGUCACUAAUCACCCAUACACAUUUAGUAAGGAGAAGGGAGAGGCAAAUAGAGACGGCGUGGGGCAGCGAAAUGAAAAGGUGAAGAGGAAAUCCCUCAAAUAUUGACUUUUUUGUCUACCCCUCUUCCCUAAAUUAUUGGCAUUUUCUUUUACCGGACCUCUCCACCCCGAGACAUUGUCCACUCCCUUUGAUCUUUACCGCUACAUGCCCUCUCCCUUUUAUCGGACCCCUCCACCCCGCGACAGUGCCCACUCCCUUUGAACAUUGCCGCGGCAUGCUCUCUCCCUUUUGGUUUUGUCGGACCCCUCCACCACUUGACGGGUAGUGGAUUAGUAAAAAGCCGCGACGGUGACUGGCUGUUAACUACUUCCAAAUAAAAAAAUUAUUUUUAAAGGAAUAUUUUGGCAAAAGACGCCCUUAAAAGACUUGACCUUCGAACAGCAGAACAUGCAUUUGUUAAAUUACAAGAUUAUGGGGGAAUACUUUUUCUUAAAAGAUUGCAAAAUAUUCACUCUGAUUCUUUAAAAAGAGCUGAAGUUUCUGUUUUUCUUGGUGAUUUGGAAAUGGCUGAAAAAAUUUAUUUUGAGAAUGAUAGAAGGUGAAAAGGAGAUUUGAAGGGGAAAUAAAGGGAAAGAAAGAACUUUAAAUUAAAAUUUAAAGAGAUUUAGCUAUUGAUAUGUUAAAGAAAAUGCAUGAUUGGUUUCGAAUUCAACAAAUUUUACAAACAUCAAAUGGGCCUGGAGAUGAUGCUUUGGCACAACAAACAUGGCAACAUGUUGGAGAUUAUUUUGCUGAAAGACAGAAAUGGCAAAGUGCCGCUCGUUAUUACGAACAAUCUCGAAGUUACUCGGAAUUAGCACGUUGUUAUCUAAUGAUGGAUGAUUUCGCUCGAAUGGAAACACUUGGACAGGAAUUACCUGAAGGCCAUGAAGUAUUAAAUCAAUUAGCUGAAACAUUUACUAGUUAUGGACUUUGUGAACAAGCUGUGGAUUGUUAUUUAAAAUGUAAUCGAAUAAGUGAUGCUUUCGAAACUUGUAUUAAAUUAAAUAAAUGGGAUCGAGCUGCUGAACUUUCUGAUCGUUAUCAUCUUGCUAACGUUGAAAAUUUACUUAAUCAAUAUGCACAUCAAAUUGUGGGAAAUAAAACAAAAAAUUUGGCUAUCGCUCAGCUUUAUUCAAAAGCGGCUAAAUAUUUGAAGGCUGCAAAAAUUGUUUAUGAGGUGAAAAAUGAAAAGGAAUUUAAUAAAAAAUUCAUUAAAAAAUUAAAGGUAGCGAAUUCAGAACAUCAAAAACAAGCACCCCCUCUUCGUUUAAAAAAACUUUAUGUAAUGGGGGCUCUUUUAGUUGAAGAAUAUUAUGAACAAAACCGACAAAAAAUUGCAAAAAGAAAAGAAGAAAGUGGAGGGUCUUCAUCAUUAGCUUUAGAUGGCCUUUUAGCUAGUGAUCAUAAUUUAAGUAUGGAAGAAGUUAGAAUGAUAGAUACUUCUUGGAGAGGUGCGGAAGCUUAUCAUUUUUUUAUGUUAGCCCAUUCACACUUAUAUAAGAGUGAUUAUGUAUCGGCAGUCAAAACAGCUUUAACCCUUACAAAUUAUGAGGAUUUAUUAGAUCCUAUGGAAGUUUAUUCUUUAUUAGGUAAUUGA
Messenger RNA from Meloidogyne enterolobii, 1731 nucleotides. Lineage: Eukaryota; Metazoa; Nematoda; Chromadorea; Rhabditida; Meloidogynidae. The record is from the annotation of a GenBank genome assembly.